AUGCCCCGAGCGUCGUUUUCGCCAUCGCCAUGGAGAUGGUUUUGGAUCUGGGUGCUGCUGGCCCAAAGAUCUGGCGGCGCGCCCAACAUGGAUGAGCUGGCCAAAGAUGUGCUGCCAGAUAAGAACGAAGAUGCCUGGACCACCUCCAGUCGCUUCAAGCUGGAUUUGGUGGAGAUGUUCGGCAACAACUCGGAGGAGGUGAUUCUGGAGGUGGGUGCCCACCUGGGCCACUGCACCCGCGUCCUCUCACGCCUCUUUCAGACCGUGCUGGCACUGGAGCACUCGCCCCACGUGCUGAAGCAGAAUGCCCUGCGCAACGCCGACCUGAAAAACGUGGUCUACCUGCAAUUUCACAGCGUCCUGGAUGAUUGGAACCUUUUUGGCCACAACAAAAUCCACGUGGUCUUUAUUGAUGCAGCCCACGACUAUGCCAGCGUCAAGAGCGAUUUGGACCGGGCCCUGGCCUUGCCUUACGUGCACAGCAUCGUCCUGGACGACUACGGCACCCGCGUGGGCGUCCACCGGGCCGUGGACGAGGCGCUGCAGCGCGGCCAGGCCACGCUGCGGCGCUACGUGGGACGGGCGCCGCCCUGGAGCUACGAUGGGAUCACGAAGAUCGGGGACUGGGAAGGCGUGGUGUUAGAGCCCACCUCCUUCAUGGCUGCGCGGCGAGAGGCUGGCAAGGCCCAACGCUUAGAGGAUGCGCUGCUGGAGACGUCUUGGGUGGUGUUUCCUGCAGGGGUGUUCUCAUCAGGGUACUUCGUGCCACACGGCCACAUUGACUUGAGCAGACCUCACCUGGGAACCAGUUCCUAUGGCCCCUUAGAGUGGAGACAGGCCAUCGAUGGCGAGCUGGGCGGUUUGGAGGAGCGCACGCUGAUUCUGCAGUUCACCGAAGCGCCCAGGCAACGGAUCCAGGCGCAGGUGAACAACGAGAGGACUGGAAUGGCAUUGCUUCGGAACGACGGGGUGGUCUUGGUGGCAGUGCGGAAGGAUAUGAUGAGAGUCAUAGGAGACAAACUGCUGAGUUUCCCGCACUAG
This is a messenger RNA of Cladocopium goreaui, 1041 nucleotides long. The record is from the annotation of a GenBank genome assembly. Lineage: Eukaryota; Dinophyceae; Suessiales; Symbiodiniaceae.